Messenger RNA from Eptesicus fuscus (big brown bat), 4968 nucleotides. It is a transcript of the gene ESYT3, whose product is annotated as extended synaptotagmin 3. The record is from RefSeq and is a predicted model, not a curated record. Gene Ontology annotation, molecular function: lipid binding. Gene Ontology annotation, biological process: lipid transport. Bases 220 to 2880 code for a protein of 886 amino acids. NCBI's taxonomy places the organism in Eukaryota, Metazoa, Chordata, Mammalia, Chiroptera, Vespertilionidae. The transcript has 23 exons.
GAGAGGCGCUGCCUGCCGCGCACUCCCAGGCCCCGCGCGAGUGCCGGCCGCUGGAACCCGCGAGCUCCGAGCGCCCAGCCGGCGCCGGCAAGUCCCGCAGGGCAGGUGAGGCCUGGCAGUCCGGUUCUGGCGCCUGGAGGACAGAUGUGUCCGGGCGUCGGCACUCACGGACCAGAGCCCAAGUGAAGCUUUCGGAAAAGGCAAGACGGCGGCGAGGAGAUGCCCGCGGAGAACCCCUGCGCCCCUGGCGCGCCCGAUGCGCCCGGCGCCCGGGGAACGCCGCGCGCGCCCGGCCCGGAGCCGCGCCUGGCCAGCCAGCUGCUGCCCGAGCUCUACGGCUUCGUGGCGCGCGUGCUGUUCUACCUGGCGCCCGUCUACCUGGCCGGCUACCUGGGGCUCAGCAUCACCUGGCUGCUGCUCGGCGCGCUGCUGUGGCGGUGGUGGCGCCGGAACCGCCGCGGGAAGCUCGGGCGCCUGGCGGCCGCCUUCGAAUUCCUGGACAACGAGCGCCAGUUCAUCAGCCGCGAGCUGCUGGGCCAGCACCUGCCGGCCUGGAUCCACUUCCCGGACGUGGAGCGGGUCGAGUGGGCCAACAAGAUCAUCUCCCAGAUCUGGCCCUACCUGAGCUUAAUUAUGGAGAACAAGUUCCGGGAGAAACUCGAGCCCAAGAUCCGGGAGAAGAGCGUCCACCUGAGGACCUUCACCUUCACCAAGCUCGACUUUGGACGGAAGUGCCCCAGGGUCAACGGGGUCAAGGCGCACACCAGCAAGCACAACCGGAGACAGGUGGUCCUGGACCUGCAGAUCUGCUACAUCGGGGACUGCGAGAUCAGCGUGGAGCUGCAGAAGAUACAGGCUGGUGUGAACGGGAUCCAGUUGCAGGGCACGCUGCGGGUCAUCCUGGACCCCCUCCUGGUGGACAAGCCCUUCGUGGGAGCCGUGACUGUGUUCUUCCUUCAGAAGCCGCACCUGCAGAUCAACUGGACAGGCCUGACCAACCUGCUGGAUGCGCCGGGAAUCAAUGAGAUGUCAGACAGCCUGCUGGAGGACCUCAUCGCCGCCCACCUGGUGCUGCCCAACCGCGUGACUGUGCCCGUGAAGAAGGGCUUGGAUGUGACCAACCUGCGCUUCCCUCUGCCCUGCGGGGUGAUCAGAGUCCACUUGCUGGAGGCGGAGAAGCUGGCCCAGAUGGACCACUUCCUGGGGAUCCGAGGCAAGUCAGACCCCUACGCCAAGGUGAGCAUUGGCCUGCAGCACUUCCGCAGCAAGACCGUCUACAAGAACCUGAGCCCCGCCUGGAACGAGGUGUUUGAGUUCUUAGUGUACGAAGUCCCUGGGCAGGACCUGGAGGUGGACCUGUAUGACGAGGACACUGACAGGGACGACUUCCUGGGCAGCCUGCAGAUCUCGCUCGGGGACGUCAGGACCAACAGAGUGGUGGACGAGUGGUUUGUCCUGAAUGACACAACCACUGGGCGGCUGCACCUGCGGCUGGAGUGGCUUUCGCUGAUCGCUGACCCUGAGGCUCUGACUGAGGACCACGCCGGCCUUUCCACUGCCAUCCUUGUGGUCUUCUUGGAUAGCGCCUGCAACCUGCCGAGAAACCCUUUUGACUACCUGAAUGGUGAAUAUCGAGCCAAAAAACUCUCCAGAUUUGCCAAGAACAAGGUGAGCAGAGACCCUUCUUCCUAUGUCAAGCUAUCUGUAGGCAAGAAGACAUACGUGAGCAAGACCUGUCCCCGCAGCAAGGACCCUGUGUGGAGCCAGGUGUUCUCCUUCUUUGUGGGCAGUGUGGCAUCUGAGCAGCUGCAUCUCAAGGUACUGGAUGACGACCAGGAGUACGCUCUGGGAGUGCUGGAGUUACCCCUGUGCCAGAUUCUCCCCUAUGCAGACCUGACCCUGGAGCAGCGCUUCCAGCUGGACCACUCGGGCCUGGACAGCCUCAUCUCCAUGAGGCUGGUGCUUCGGUUCCUACGUGUGGAAGAACGAGAGAUGGGGAGCCCAUACACGGGACCUGAAGCCCUAAAGAAAGGCCCUCUGUUCGUUAAGAAGGUGGCCACCAAUCAAGGUCCCAAAGAUCCGCCCCAGGGAGAGGGUCCUGCAGACCUGCCAUGCCCCCCAGACCCUGCUUCUGCUACCAAGGAAGCCGCCAAGAGCACCACGGCAGCCACCAGUGCUACCACCGAGCCCACACCCCAAGCGACAGGCCCAGAGCCGAAAGGCAAGGACAGUGCCAAAGGUUUCUGUGAGCCCAUGGGGGAGAAGAGGAGUUCGGCCUCCAUCUUCCUGACUGUCCCAGGCCCCCACUCGCCAGGGCCCAUCAAGUCACCCAGACCCAUGAAAUGCUCUGCCUCCCCAUUCGCAUGGCCGCCCGCGGGGCUGGCUCCCAGCAUGUCCUCACUCAACUCCCUGGCCACCUCCUGCUUUGACCUGACAGAUAUCAGCCUCAACAUUGAAGGCAGGGAUUUCAGGCCGCGGAGGCUGGGCGAGAUUCAGCUCACUGUGCGUUACGUGUGUCUGCGGCGCUGCCUCAGCGUGCUCAUCAACGGCUGCAGAAACCUGACACGCUGUACCAGCAGUGGAGUUGAUCCUUAUGUCCGUGUCUACUUGUUGCCAGAAAGGAGGUGGGCAAGUCGUAAGAAGACCUCAGUGAAGCGGAAGACGGUGGAACCCCUGUUCGAUGAGACAUUUGAAUUUUUUGUUCCCUUGGAAGAAGUACAGAAGAGGUCACUAGACGUCGCAGUGAAAAACAGUAGGCCACUUGGCUCACACAGAAGGAAGGAGCUAGGAAAAGUACUGAUUGAUUUAUCAAAAGAAGAUCUGAUUAUGGGCUUCUCACAAUGGUAUGAGCUCACUCCAGAUGGACAGCCCAGGAGUUGAUGAUGAGCAACAUAAUCACCUUUAUAUUAAAAUGUGUACAUAUGUAUAUUUUGUAAUUUAAUUCAGAACAGCCAUUUGAAAAUAUAUAUACAUACAUUCUUGUGUGAAUUUAACUGAAUGGAUAGUAUUAGGAAGAGAUAAACGUAAGUGAAAGCAAGAACUACUCUCUCUUGGUUGGAUUUAAUUGUUCAAAUCCCGAAAGAAAUGGGGUAUUCAUGGCUAAUAAAUGCUUACCUCAGUGGUGAUUUUUCACUUUUGAUAGGUAAUUGUAGACCAUCUGAAUUCAGGCCUUGCCUGAAUGCAUGUGUCAAAAAUGCCCUAUCUCAGACAUAGGGGCUGGGGGAGGUCUGUUCCUGGAGCAAUGGCUGACCAAGGGAGGAGGCUUCUUUUAUGGGACUAAAAGGUGACCCACCUCCAAAUUGCUCAGAGCUAACACUACCUAAGCCCUUCUGGCUGCCACCUCUGGUACUCCUCUGCCUGGGGAUUUAUUCCUGUAUCUGAAUGAUGGGAACAAUGAUAUACCCAAACACCUUGCGUUAAAUACCCCAGUGUGGAUGGCCUGUCACCAAACUCCAGCAUAUUUCCAUAGGAAAUGCAAGCCAAGUUCCAGACCCAGGUCUACAUCUGCACCCCCCCUAGCAGAGCUGGACUCUGCUGCAGUCAGUGCCAGAGAGGCUGUCUGUAUCCUCUCAGACAGAUGUGGGAAUUAGCUCCACCUUUCUAAGAGACAGCUGGUUCCCCUAAUAAAUAACAUGUAAAAAGCAAACCAUGUAAAUUGUAUAUUUAAACAAGUGCCUCCUUUGCAUUUCAAACUAUAAAACCAAAUAUUCUUGUUCUCAGCUGCUCCUAGAACUGUCAUGUUCUCGUCUCUUUUAUCCGUUAGGCAAUGCCCUGUUGCCAUCAGUUUUCUCUCCCCACCACUGCAUUCGCUGCAGCUUUUCUGAAGAAUAGUAACAUCUUAAAACAAAGUUUACUCUGUUACUCUCACUUAUAAAUUAUCUAUGAUUUUCUCUUUUCUAUAAGAUUAAAGCCUACUCCUUAAUUUGCCUUUUAAAUCUAACAUAGUCUCCAGUUUUUUGCUACUUAUUUGCUCUAUUCUAGAAUAGUCCAAAUAUUACAUCCUGCUUAUUAAAAUCCUACUCAACUCUUAAAGGCCUAUCUCAAAUCCACCUCCUCCACUAGGCCAAUCCACACUAAAAUGGCCUCUCCCCAACACCUAGAGUAUAGCAAUACUGUCAAUACUGUGCAUUUUUCAUUUUAACAAUUCCCUGUCUUGUAACGUUUAAUUUAAAAAAAGUUUACUAGGUAUCUACAUGUUAAGCAACUGCUUGUAUUGUGUUUGGUAUUUUUUGUUUCUGUUUACUCUCCAAUUGAACUACAGUGGAACCUCGGUUCUUGAACUUAAUUCAUUCUGGAAGGCUGUUAAAGAAGUGAUUUGUUUGAAAACAGAAUCACUUUUCCCAUUAGAAAAAAAUGUAAAUUCAAUUAAUCUAUGCCAGACCCCCAAAUGAUUCACUGCUUUAAUCUUUCUUAUAUACGGUACAUGUCUAAUGUACUUUUUAAUCUAUAAAUAAGCACUUAUUUUCUUAAGUUUAUCAAACCACCCCCUACUAGCCUUAAACGAAUCACUUUCAGGUCAGCAAGCAGCAUCUUUAUUUGUUCAUUUAUCACUGCCUCCGAAAUGGCUGUCACCAACUGCUUUUUGUUUAUCCAAAUCAACGUUUUUUCUACCUCUUCAAUUGCCUGUGAUCAUUGUUUCUUUCACAGUUAGCAACAUUAGCAGUCUUGACCUCUUUAUGUUUUAAAAUUGUGCUAAUUAAUGACUUCCCCAGCAACAAAAGCAUUCUCUCUUUGUUGCCUGAGCCUUUCUUGCUGAGAUAUCAGCAUGAAAGGGCUGUGAGGUUGAAAACCGAAGCUUGGUUCCACAACCUAGACAUUUUUUCUGUGAGCAACUUGGUCAAGAACAGAAUUGUUGGAGAUGGGAGCCUUUGGAGAAAUGAGGUUUGACUAUAUAAGCUAUUUGAAUUGAUUUUUACCUCCAUCAUCCAAGAUUAUGGUAGAUGUGUAAUAAAUUUGUUUCUGCUGAGA